AUGGCGUGCUCCUGUCCGAGUUUACUUGGUUUGUUUGCUAGUUUUUUACUCUUAGGUGUGGUGGAAGCCCGUUAUUGCUAUUACUACUCCUACUCGACUUACUACAGUUACUACUGCUCUUACUAUUAUUAUGUACCCGUUGGUACCAUCGUGGGAGCUGUGAUUGGAACAUUGAUUGGCAUAGCAACACUCAUUGGACUAUUGGUCUUCUUCUGCUGCAUCAGACCACGCCGUCUGGCGGCUAGGGGGACAGUACUCCAACCAGGAGGAUCUAAUGUAGCCGUCGUUUCCACAACAACUGGAGGUGUGCAAUAUGGAGGUGGUUUUGUCAACACAGCUGCAUACCCUCCUGGGACUCAGGCCGCUUACCCACAGUAUGCACAUCCCCCACAACAGCAAGCCCCUCCUACCGGUUACCAACCUCCUCCGGCCUACAAGUAAACUUCAAAGUGGACGAGUUCUUUUCACUCUCAACAAUGUCUUACAACUUUAAACUAUUGCAUUUUCAAAAGUAUUUUCAUAUGAACAUUAUCAAGUAUUAAUUCGGCUCCCAUGUCUGUUGUUAAGGGCCUUUUUUAGUGAAAAGGCAAUGAGAUGAAAUGCAGAAGUUAAAUUGAACCUGAUGUGUAGAAAUAUGCAUUUUCUUGUGCUUCUUCCUUAAACGUGUGAAAAUAUCGAACAAACCAUUACGUUUUAAAAAUAUUUAAUUUGUUCCUAGAAUUUUGCUAUAAGCAUGUAAUGUUGAUUUUUUAAAAAUUUAAAUCAACAGUUUUCAAAACAGUAAACACAAUACUCAAUACAUGUGUAAAAAAGUAUUGAUUCAU
Messenger RNA from Saccostrea echinata, 824 nucleotides. RefSeq lists its product as uncharacterized. NCBI's taxonomy places the organism in Eukaryota, Metazoa, Mollusca, Bivalvia, Ostreida, Ostreidae. The transcript is spliced from 4 exons. The record is from RefSeq and is a predicted model, not a curated record. The coding region runs from base 1 to 441 and encodes 146 amino acids.